AUGGGGAAGAGACCGCCAUCCUCUGAAGACAUGGAGAAGGGACGUGAAAAGGCUCGACCUUCCAUGCCUCCGCCACACUUAUGCCCCCCACCACCAAAGCCAUGGGUGCCGUGGCUCGUGCCGAUCAUAUUUGUGGCCAAUGUAGCCGUGUUCAUUUACACCAUGUACGUCAAUGACUGUCCAUCAAUCGACGAGAACAAGUGUAUUCUUCCUUCUUUGAAGAGGUUCUCUUUCCAACCCUUCAAAGAAAACCCUCUCCUUGGUCCUGCCGGACUCACUCUAAAAAAACUAGGAGCCCUUGAACGGCAACGAGUGGUGGAAGAGGGCGAAGGAUGGCGCCUCUUGUCUUGCAUGUGGCUUCAUGCGGGAGUCGUUCACUUACUUGCCAAUAUGCUGAGCCUUUUAUUCAUAGGAAUCCGGCUUGAGCAGGAAUUUGGAUUUAUCAGAAUAGGACUCUUGUAUGUGCUUGCGGGAUUAGGUGGAAGUUUAGGAUCGACUAUGCAUCUUAUGAGAACCACAAGCCCGACUAUAUCAGUUGGUGCAUCCGGAGCACUUUUUGGAUUGUUGGGAGCCAUGCUUUCUGAGCUUCUAAUAAACUGGACAAUCUACGUAAAUAAGUGCACAGCGCUCCUGAUACUCAUUGUCGUCAUUGCCCUGAAUAUGGCUGUCGGGUUUCUACCUAAAGUGGACAAUUCAGCUCAUAUAGGAGGAUUCCUUGCAGGAUUUUUCCUUGGCUUUAUUAUUCUUGUUCGUCCUCAAUACGGUUAUAUACGCCGUAAGCAUCUUCCAUCAACCUAUGACGGCAAACAUAAACCUAGGCACAAGGGCUAUCAAUAUGUGCUAGGGAUCGGUGCUCUUGUUAUCUUAAUUCUUGGAUACACAUAUGGCUUUGGUAAGCUAUAUGGUCUUAAGGCAAUGAAAAAUCUGCCUUAA
Prunus armeniaca (apricot) is the source of this 933-nucleotide messenger RNA. NCBI's taxonomy places the organism in Eukaryota, Viridiplantae, Streptophyta, Magnoliopsida, Rosales, Rosaceae. The record is from the annotation of a GenBank genome assembly.